Molecule: messenger RNA, 1623 nt
Organism: Fusarium keratoplasticum
Lineage: Eukaryota; Fungi; Ascomycota; Sordariomycetes; Hypocreales; Nectriaceae
Product: MFS domain-containing protein
Exons: 6
Coding region: 1-1623 (540 amino acids)
Biological process (GO): transmembrane transport; carbohydrate transport
Cellular component (GO): membrane
Molecular function (GO): carbohydrate:proton symporter activity
Source: RefSeq, a predicted model, not a curated record
AUGGUCAACGUAGGUUCAGCGGCCGAUCCUAUCGUCACUCGUCUCGUCGAAGAGGACAAGACACCAUGGUACAAGAAACCAAACCUCCGCCUCAUGUACGUGUGGCUCUUUUGCUGCUGUAUGGGCGUUGAGAUGACCUCUGGGUUCGAUUCGCAGCUCAUCAACACGCUCCAGUUUGCGCCUACGUUUCAUAAGUACUUUGGCAAUGGGCGCACGAACGAAGAUGGCGAUUUUGCCAUUGAGCCAGGCUUGCUCGGCUUCGUCAACUCGUCGUAUCAGCUUGGCUCUAUCUUUGGUGUUCCACUCGCGCCUUGGUUCGCUCAUCGCUACGGACGACGAUGGUCCAUCAUGUUGGGUUCUCUGAUCAUGGUUGUUGGAGCCCUCCUUCAAGGUUUCGCACAGCACGUUGCCAUGUACAUCAUUGCACGCAUGCUGCUCGGAGUUGGCAUCCUCUUCUGCAUCAUCUCUGGUGCUGCCUUGAUCGGAGAGCUUGGCCACCCCAAGGAGCGUGCUAUUCUGACAUCGCUCUUCAACUCGUCGUACUUUAUCGGACAGAUCACGGCUUCAGCCAUUGCUCUUGGCACCACCAAUAUCCCUAGUAACUGGGCAUGGCGUGUCCCAUCUCUCCUCCAGAUCUGUCCAUCUUUGCUUCAGAUCGUUACCGUCUUCCUACUUCCGGAAUCUCCCCGUUUCCUCGUCGCGAACGACAGAAGUGAAGAGGCCGCCGCCAUUCUGGUCAAGUACCACGCUGAGGGCGAUGCCAACUCGCAGCUCGUCCAAGCCGAGAUUGUACAGAUUCGAGAGACUAUCAAGACUGAGAUGGAGGUUUCCAAACAGUCCUGGCUUGACCUCCUCCGUACCAGCGGCAUGCGUCGCCGUGUGCUCGUCACGGUCUUUAUUGGUCUCUUCACCCAACUUUCUGGCAACACUCUCAUCAGCUACUACUCUGGCAUUCUCUUCCAGAUGAUGGGAUAUACCACCAACUACGCGAAAACCCGAAUCAACCUUGCUUACGCCUGCUGGGGGUUGAUUAACGCGACAAUCAUUGCCCUUGUCGUCACCCGCUUCAAGCGCCGACAUAUGUACAUGCUCUCGGCCUGUCUAAUGCUCGUUACCUUCAUUGCCAUCACCGUCUCCCUUGAGAGACUGCAGGCUGCACAGGCAGCUGACGUAAAGAACCGUGCCGCUGGCAUUGCCGCCCUGUUCUUCUACUUUGCCUACUCUCCAACCUACAACAUCGGAAACAACGCUCUCACAUACACCUAUCUCGUUGAACUUUGGCCUUACGCCCAACGAAGCCGUGGUAUCGGUGUUCAGCAAAUCUUUGGCAAGCUCGCAGGAUUCUUCUCCACGAACGUCAACUCGAUUGCGCUCAAUGCCAUCAAGUGGCGUUAUCUUGCCAUUUAUUGUGGCUGGAUCUUCUUUGAGUUUUGCAUCGUCUUCAUGCUAUACCCAGAGACGAGCGGCCGAACUCUUGAGGAACUCGCUUUCCUCUUUGAAGACGACGAGUUCAACGAGAAGACAGUUGCUGCUGUCGAGAAGCAGAUUCACUUUGGGGACCAGACCGAGAGCUCUAAGCAGGAGGGUAACCCUACCCAGACUCAGCACAGAGAGCUCGUAUAG